Molecule: messenger RNA, 1686 nt
Organism: Trametes versicolor FP-101664 SS1
Lineage: Eukaryota; Fungi; Basidiomycota; Agaricomycetes; Polyporales; Polyporaceae
Product: WD40 repeat-like protein
Exons: 8
Coding region: 1-1665 (554 amino acids)
Biological process (GO): negative regulation of fatty acid biosynthetic process
Cellular component (GO): Cul4-RING E3 ubiquitin ligase complex; cytoplasm
Molecular function (GO): protein binding
Source: RefSeq, a predicted model, not a curated record
AUGCGCCGUAAUCGUUUGGACACAACUCUCACAACAUUGCCACCGACUUGCACCCGGUCUCGCAACUGGAAGCACGACCUUCUAUCGACCUCAUAUUACAGUGGCAGAUUAGACCGCGUCAAUGUCCUCGGGAGUGAAACCACAGGACACACCGGAUGCGUCAACGCACUCUCUUGGGCCAAAGAAGGGGCCGUGCUCAUAACUGGCGGCGACGAUACUACGGUCCGCUUGUGGCGGUUGGGAACCGAUGACACUGGACAACAAGACUAUCCCUUCGUGUGCGACACUGUCAUUCACACAGCCCAUCGUGCAAACAUAUUCAAUGCGCAAAUGCUGCCCCAUUCAUCUCGUAUUGUCACCGUAGCUGGGGAUAGUCUUGUUCGUGUGUUCGACCAUGAGAAAGCCGCAGGGUACUCUGUGAUCGACGGAGAGACACAAUACCAUGCGCGCUCGGCCGGCAUUAGGGUCUUCAGGUGCCAUGACGGACGAGUCAAACGUAUCGUGACGGAGGACAGUCCGGACCUUUUUCUUACGGUCGCAGAGGACGGUUCUGUCCGUCAGCACGACCUGCGUGUUCCACAUUUAUGUGCCUCCAACGCUUGUCCAGCUCCGCUGGUGCUCCUCGAUCAUGAACUCUCGACCUUGUCCCUAUCUCCGUUGACCCCUUAUCAAUUCGUUGUGGCAGGGGCUUCGCCAUAUGCCUAUCUCUUCGACAGGCGACAUGCAGGACGUUACUUUUAUGAAGAAUGGGGCCGGCCUCCUAGCCGCGACGAUGUCACUACGUGUGUGCGGAGGUUUGGACGUACGGCGCGAGGGCCGCACGAACGCCGAGGGCUGGAACAUAUCACAGGCGCGAAAAUCGCGUCGAGCAACGGGCAUGAGGUGCUUUUAUCAUACAGCUCGGAUGCAGUCUACCUCUAUUCCACCAAAGAUGACCCUCGGCCAACCAGUAUCGCGACCGGAGACACGGCCCUACUACCUCCCAAUAAGACCAGUCACAAGUACGAAGAGCCUGUUGGUGAUUCUUCUGAAAUCGAAUCUACGUCGCACCACGGAUGGUCUGAUAGGGAUGCUCUCAUGGACGAAGAUAUCGAACGAAUACAAACGGAGGAGACCACAGAUUCCGAUGACCCUGAUAGCCGCAAUUACAGUGACGACAGCGAUGCCGAAGAAGACGAUGAGGCUACGAGCGAGGGGACAGGUGACGAACGCUACAGCGGGAUGCCUACCAUCAUGCCUCGUUUGCGCUUUGCAGGUGCUUGCAAUGUGGAGACCGUCAAAGAUGUCAACUUCCUGGGGCCGAGGGACGAGUUUGUCGUAUCCGGCUCCGACGACGGCAAUUGGUUCAUGUGGGAGAAGAAGACCGGCAGGUUGCAUGAUAUCCUGGAGGGCGACGGAGCCGUUGUCAAUGUCAUCGAGGGGCAUCCUUACUUGCCCCUGGUCGCCGUGAGCGGAAUUGACACGACAGUGAAGCUCUUCGCUCCUACGGCUGGCCCCAGGAAAUUCUCUCGGCUCGACCAAGUGGAUUCGAUCGUAAAUCGCAAUGCGGAAGCGGCCAACUCAAGAGGAGAGCUUCUCAAUCUGAGAAUGUACUACCGGUUGGCCCAGCAGAUGGCUCAGAGCGAAGGUCACGGCGCUCCCGGCCCUCAGUGUCCUGUGCAAUGAUCAGACGUGGGCGCACACCGC